AUGUCUGCGAAGAAGAACAUUGUCGUUGUGGGCGGGAGCUACACUGGCUCUAAGGCUGUGAGCGCGCUUGCGGAGAAGAUGGGCUCCGGCUACCAAGUCCUGCUCGUAGAGAAGCAGUCGCACUUCAACCAUUUAUUCGGCUUCCCUCGCGUCGCUGUCGUACCCGGCUUUGAGCACAUGGCCUUCGUACCGUACACCAAGGCUUUCUCUGGAUUACCAGAGGGUUCGGCUGAGGUUCAGGUGGUGCAGGCUCGCGCUACGGAGGUACAGCCGGAUAAGGUCGUGCUGGACCGAGGCGGGCCAAUUCCGUACGAGUUCCUUGUGAUGGCCACGGGAACGAAGUUGGCGCCGCCUGGCACGUUGCACACGGAGGGCAAGGUCGAUGGCAUCGCAUACUUCCAGGAGCAUCAGCGACAGGUCCAACGGGCGAAGAACAUUGUUGUUGUCGGCGGUGGAGCCGUUGGUGUUCAGCUUACUACGGACAUCAAAGACUACUACAAGGAUAAGAAUGUGACCCUUGUACAUUCGCGUGACCGCCUGAUGCACAAGUUUCAUCCAAAAAUGGGCGAGAUCCUCGCAGCGCGCAUGGCUGAGCUCAAUGUCAACCUCAUCACUGGUGAACGAGUGCAAGUACCCCAGGAAGGCUUCCCGACGGACGGUUCAACAUUCCCUGUGACGCUUUCAAGCGCACGUAUCCUCUCCGAUGUGGACUUCGUCAUCCUCGCCACCGGCCAGGUACCACAUUCCGAUGCCAUCCGCGCCCUCUCGCCAGGGAGCAUCAGCGAGAGCGGCUUCAUCAAGGUCAAGCGCACCCUUCAAAUUGCGGACGACAAGUACCCGAACGUCUUCAUCGUCGGCGACGUUGCGGAUACUCCGAACCAAAAGACGGCGCGCAUGGGCUUCCACCACACGGAGGUCAUCACCGCCAACAUUGCGGCGCUUGCUGCUGGCGAGAAGCCUACGGCAGAGUACGAGGACCGCGGGAUGGCUAUCCAUAUGAGUUUGGGAAUGACACGGGACUUGAAGUUCAGGAAUAUGGAGGACGGCGAGGAGCCCUGGUUCAACCUCAGCGAUGUUGGGUCGCAGGAUCUGAACAUGAAGCGCAUUUGGGACACGCGUGCGCCUGGUAUUACGGAUUACAUGUUGUAG
Molecule: messenger RNA, 1149 nt
Organism: Peniophora sp. CBMAI 1063
Lineage: Eukaryota; Fungi; Basidiomycota; Agaricomycetes; Russulales; Peniophoraceae
Source: the annotation of a GenBank genome assembly